UUGCAGCUCAAAUAUCCUACAAGAUUGGAUUCAUUUGCACGCGCACAGUGUGUGCUAAGGUUUAGUUACUGCAAUUGACUUCAAUCACAUGUGACAACAGCAGGAGAAGAUAAGAGCAGAGCCGAGUAGAGAGAAAAAAGGUCACAAUCAAAGCAAAAGGAUAGCGAGUUGAGGGAUAUUCAACAAAAAAUGUGUCGGCACAUCAGAUUGUGCUGAAAAAUAAAUUCCUGCACACAUAGUGAUAAUCGUAUAAAAGAUUGCAGAGAGACAGAACAAUUUUACACGCUCAAGGCUCGUAGCUGUAUGUGUGUGUGUGUGUGAGCGCGUACUUAUGUCCUUGUAUGAUUGUAUGGCAUAAAAUUUUAAACAGCAGGAGGGUGGAAGAGCGGAGAAGCGAAGGGAAAGGCAGAAGGAUAGGAAGAGAGGACGAGAGGACGUAGGUGCCGUCGAUUCGGGUGAAAACGGUUUCAAACUCAACUUAAGUACACAUUUUAAGUCGUACUGCAGUGGCAGGCACACACACACGGCGCAGCGCAAUGAAGGCUAACUAAUCCGCUGCUAAGCGAUAAAAACUAACUAAAGUAACUGUGAAAAGAAACUACAGCAACAAAAAUUACUUGUGCAAAGUUUAUAGCAAAACAAAAAAAAAACGAACUAAUAGCAGCUAAGCAUAGUCGGAAAAAAAGUGCAAAACAAAAAGUAAAUAAAAUGCCUGCCAUACCAAGUGAAAUAUCAACGCCCGCGCCAACCCGCAGCCUGCGACCCAUCAGGUCGGCAGUGCUUAAAGCUGCAACAGCAGCCGCCACAAUACUCACAUCCGCAGCAACAGCAGCGGCAGGGGCAGCAGCAGCAACAUCAUACUCAACAACUACAACAACAGCAACUAAGGAAGCAGUGCCAUCCAGCAUCAGUGGCAACGGCAUCGGCAGCAUCAGCUACUACAACCACAAUAGCAUAUCAACUCAACAGCCGGAUACAUUGGAACGACGAUUGCAACCAGAUGUCGAUACGGAUACCGGAGGUGGAAGUAGAGUAGGCGUAAAUGUUGUUGAUCCCAAUGCCACACUGCCCAACCGCCUCGCCAAUAUGUUGCUAUCCAAUUUUCUGCCUGCCAUCGAUGCUGUCACAAAUAUAAACCGAACCGGUAGCAGUAGCUCAAGUAGCAGUAGUGGUGGUGGUGGCGGUGGAGUCGGAGUUGGAGGCAGCAGUAAUGCUGCUGCUGCGCCUGUCACAUAUCCAACCUUCCGGCCGCCAAGCAUAGAAAAUCUUGUCGCCAGCUCAGCUGAGGAUUUGAACAAUUUUCGUGAUGUGUCCUUCGAUAUAUUCGACGACGAUGACGAUUUGUUUGGCUCACCAUUGGCGUUUGACGCCAGCGAGAAUGGCUUAUGGAAUGGACGUUUUGUGCCGCCACCACCGCGGCCACCCUUCUUUCCCGAUGAACCGGUGCUGAGUGAUGGACUGACAACGUGUGAUUUGUGCUCAUGGGCUAUGCCUACGAAGAGUACAUUUAUAUUCGAGGGCACAAUAGAAAAAGCUUCCGAAUUGGGUUGGCCCUUAACACUGAUUAUCGUUUCGGUGAUUUCGGCGUUGCUGGGCGCAAUCAUCAUGGUGACGGUUGUACGUUGCCGAAGAAAAAAGCCGUCGAACAACCGUAAUGAAACGCACGUGCAAUGGUGGUCACGCAACAAGCGUUCGAAUGGCAGCAAUAACAACAAUCACUUGCGACGUAGCAAUAUUUAUACAGCACACCCAGCUGAUAGUAUACGUGGCCUGCAACAGCCAUCGCUUUCGGCGGCCUCAUCGCUUACCACAAUGACCGCAAUGGGCGCAUCAGCGGCACCCCUCCAUUCCGCCGCGGUCACACCGAAUGCAACACAGCCGCCACAGCUGCCACACCAACAACAACAACAACAGCAGCAGCAGCAGCAGCAACAACAACAACAACAGCAACAGUACUACCACCAUCCAUAUCAUCAACAUGCGCUUCAAAGCUCGCUACACCGCAGCCUAAGCGGACAACAUCAACGCGCGCCCGACUACGAAUACGAGCAUGAAUACCAUCAACCACAGGAAUUGCAAUUACAGUUGCAGCACCAACGCCAACACAGUUCGUCUAUGUCAUCGGUGUCCGAUUCGCCGACAUUGCCGGUGGCAAAUAGCAACAAGCCGAGGCCAAUGCAAUUGCAACAUCAGCCGCUGCAACACCACCAUCAACAACAGCAGCAGCAGCAGCAGCAGCAGCAGCAGCACGGUACACUCAGCAGUGUGGCCGAUGGUGUGACAGUGGGCUUUGGUGGCGGUAUGGUUGGUGGUGUGAGCCGUCGUGGUGCGUCUGAAUUGUGUGACGAUUCGUCAUGUCGGUGGCCCAACGCAACAAUUGUGGUGGCCAGCUGAGUAGAAGCGUACAAGUGCAAUAGGCCGGCGACGUUGAGUGGCGCAAUGACGUUGCUGCCAGUGAAUCCAUAUCGGGAUCAUUAUCAGAAAUACCAGCAACAGCAGCAGCAGCAGCAGCAGCAGCGUGUAGUCGUCGAGCCAUCGGAAUUUGUAUGGACGAAAUCAUGCAGCUCCGAACAGCUAAAGAAUGACUGGAUAUGGCAUUGAGUGCAGCUAUGGGGGUAUGAGGAUGACGAUGCAAUCAGCGGUGAAAUUUUGUAAGCAUUAAGCAUAGACAAAGGAUCGUAUGGUCGCAACGAGUAAACUUUAAGUAAUACACAUACAUACAUACAUAUGUAUGAAUGUGUAUGUAGUUGAACUUUUGGGGCAUUGGUAGGGAUAACAAAAUCAAGUGAGUUGUGCUAUCAAUGUGACAAUCGUGUAAAAAGGCCGGCUUGGGUUUAUGUAUACGUCGGUUCCGGAAAUGUGCCGCAAGGAGUGAAAAUAAUGAAAACAGUUUUGAUAAUUGAAUUUAACCAACAUUCGUUGCGGUUUAAAAAUCUAGUCCUAUUAAAAGCUUCCCUAAAUAUCUGAUCCUUUUUCUUCUUCAGUUGUACGGUUACUCAAAGAAAUAUACAUUUUGAGCUAUUUAGAUCUGGUCUGAAAGAUAUUGUGGCUAUUUGUACAUAUUCUACAUUUCUAUAUUCUACAAAAAAAAAAACGAAAAAAGCUUUCACAAAUCAUUGCCUCGCAUGACCACCAGAACGCUUUUACAUAACUCUUCUUUCCUUUGGAUUAGUUAUUCAAAAAAACUUGGUCUUUAGACCCAAAAUUAGUUUCAUUAUUGAGGCAUUUUAAAGUGCUCUUUUAGGCCUGCAUACCUGCAUGCAUACUGAAAUUUAAAAUUAAAUUUUAUGAAAUUAAAUGAAUUUUUUUUUUAAUUUCGCCGAUAAGUUUAAAACCCAAGGUUUACUUUUUAUGUUGCUUGAUAACAAUUAUUGGUCAACAUUUAUUUUUUUUCUUGCUUGAUAACAGUUAUUAUCCAACGUUUAUAUUUUAAGUUGUAAGAUAAAAACAUUAACGAAAACGGAGAUGGAAAAGAAGAUAAAAAUGAUGAAAAUAAAAGAAGAGUAAAUAAGUGUUAUCAGACAAGGUAAAAAUAUACGUGGAGUAAUAACUGUUAUCAAGCAAGGUAAAAAAUAAACGUUGAUUUAUCAAGCAAGGAAAAAAGUAAAGGUUGGGAAAUAACUCUAAUUGACGACAGAAAACAAAUUUAUCCUGCAUAACAGUUAUGAGGAACGGAAAAGGUUAACUCUUAUUCGCGAAAUAAAAAAUAUUUCUCAUCUAGUAGCUGUUAGGGAGCUGCGUUUUUCAGAUAAAACUUAUGACUGUUAUGUCGCUGCUAAAUACAGCUCCUUCGCAUUGAGACUACAAGAGUCAGGAGAGUACUUUUUUUUGAAAUAUUAUUCUCUCUGGAGUCGAUUUUAAAUGGAAUAGUAACAACAACGAGGCUAGACUUCAAUAAGGAUAUGUCAGUGAGGUUCAGACUCACUAUAGAGAGUAGAGCGCAGCAAGUUGGUCUUUAGCAGAAAAAUGUAUGACGGAAUGUUUCUCAACAUCUAUGGUCUAGUAGGUUAAACUGGAAAACUUUUAUGCCGCAAUUUUGACUCGUUUAUUUAUUCGGUUACUGCUCAACAGUUCCGCUGUCUUCUGUUUGGCUUAUACAUGGUUAGUGCUACAGUUGUCCCGCAACUAAAAGAACUUAUCAUGAUCGAGCUCUGCGCAAAACACCGCCGCGCCUAGGCCCUUGUCCAUCUAUUAACCCAUCUCACGCCAGCCUUCGAUCUCUAUAAUUGCUGCAAAAUUCAUCUAGAUCCAGGAUCGGAAGUCAAUUCUUUCAGAAAGAGUUAACGCUAUACCAUUGUGACUGUAGGACCUGGAUGCAAACUUUGCCGUAGCAUUGAGCCUGGUGGCAGUUUUAACGCUAUUUUCUUGGCCGACAGUUCCGCUGACGGAAGAUGCAACGAGGUUAGUCUAAAUAAAAGAAGAAUAAGCUCUUCUGAUAACAUUUAUUUUUCUGAGAGCAACAGCUGAAUGUUCGUGCUAUAUACUAUAUAGACCCUGCUUUUAUAAUUGGAUCGUAAAUAAUGAAAUUCGUUCGUAAAGCCUUAGUAUGAAAUUUCGAAAAAAGGUAGACGAUUUUAGAAGAAAAGAUGACCAUCUUUUUAGGCUUGAAAUGAGACUCAACUUGUUGGUUGCAAAGGAAAUAUUAGAAAGCAGCUGAUGUACCUUUAAGGCCCCUCCCAACACCAGGUGAUCCCCCUGGUCAUAAAAAAGGAACACUCUCUGUUUGCCUGGUAUUAGUAGCAAGAUCAAAGUCACUGUUAUCUAAAUAUUUCAAAGCGACAGCUGCUACAGUUGGCAAAGCGAUUAUCAUCCACUUGAACUAAAUUAGUCGGUUAUUUUUCACAAUAUGUGCUAAUUAUAUAGAAACAAAAGCAUAAAAGCAACAAAAUAAGUACCCCGCUGUGACACAGUAACCGCCGGUAAUCAGCGGCUGCUAAGAAACGCUUGAAAUUUAAUGCCACAAAAGUAGAUAGAUACAUAUUAUACGAAAUGCACUUGAAGGAUACACACAUACCAAUUACAAUCUGCCUGAAAAUGUAACCAUAUCUUGCCAACAACCAGUAGGCGCCUAAUUAAAUGUCUUACUUAUUGAUUGGUAAAACCAAUUGAUACUGAUCUCUUUCGCAAAGCCACUUGUUAACAAGCUGACUACACAAUAAGCCAGGCGACACUCUAAGUAUUUUAUAGACAUAUGCGCACACUCUUCUACAUACAUAUGUAUGCUGACAUUUCCAUCAAUGUUUCUUAGAAACUUGCUUACUUCAAAACAGUCCUGAGAAUAUAAAUAAAUGUUUAUUGGCUUAGGAGCCACUUUCGACAUGCACUACUUGGAAUUGUUACGUGUUUAUACAGUAAGGGCAUACAAAGUAGCAAAGUUGUUGUUUUUUUUUUUCGUUUUCCAAUUUUUCAAAUUCUCUAUAAUUCCAACAGCGCACAACAAUCCACUUUAAAUUGCACCCAUAAGAACCUUAAAAUCUCUCGCAAUCCCAUCUGUUUUCUUUUUGCUCCCUCUCUCUCUCUCUCUCUCUCUUUCGCUCUUCAUCUCCCCCUUGGCAUAUCAUACAAAUUAUCUGCAAUCAAAAAUUCUAAGCACACGUUCACAGUCGCAAUUUAACGAUGGUAUCAUGGCAAGACAUAAUCCUUAAAAAUACUUCAAUGGAGACAAAUACUUCAACCAGCCAGUAUGCGAGUGUACGUGCGUGUGAGUGUGCGUGUGUGUGUGUGUCAAUGCCAAUAGUCCUGCAGACUGAAAAGUAGUAAAAGCCGUAGUAACCAUUGGCCGACUGGCGACACACGCUGAUUUUCUGGCGCGCAUACAUACAUACAUGCUCGCAUGCCUUCCGGUGCAAGUGCAAUUGGUGCUCGCUCGAUUCCUGUGAAGUGUUGGAGGAGAGAUAAAAAAUGAGAAUUUCCACAAAGCAAAAAAAUAAAAAUAAAAAUAAAUGUUGCAACACAGCAUGCUAUGCGCGCCGCAUACGAGUAUGUGUGUGUUUUUUUUUUUGUUUUUUUGGCGUCCACAACAGCAAUGACAUCAGCAUGUCAGUCACGUUUCGUCCUUUGUGAGCGCGCUACGUCUACAAAUACUGCAUAUGUAUGUAUAUAUGUAUGUAUGCACACUUACAUACGUUUAUGCACAUGACUGACUACGGAGCAGGAGCUCUGCAGUGGCAGUGAAAGAUUCUAUGCCGUUGAGUUUCCGCUGGAUCAAAGUCAGCUCGAGCGACGUGCGAAGCCUUUGCAAAGGCUUUCGCGCAGGAAGUGUGAAUUGGCCGCAUUUCCGUUAGUUCGCAACUAGUUUGGAAUAAUGAAAAUAAAGUAACAAGUUGGCUCGUUACAUUUCCAUCUUGAUUAGCAGCACUUUUGCCAGUUUUCCCCAUAACCAGCAGUUACACAAUUAGAUCGCCUUUUCUAUGUAGCUUACUUCAUUAGGGCACAUCUAUGUAUGAGCAGCGAAAGGAUUAUAUUUUUUUGCUGCAGCACUAUUUAUUAGUAGAAUACGUGUCACGAAAAUAACGAGUUAAUAAGCAAAGGCUAUAAGAGGGUGCUUAGGAAGCUUGUUAUGAAAUGCAGUGUAUUCACUAUAUGCAUUCAAAUUUAUCAGCGUCAUCUUUAUUGAUAACUUGAUGGACGUGUUAUCGAUAAUUUAUCGAAAUUUUGUUUCGAUGGUUUAUCGAUUGCCUAUUGAUAACUUUUUUUUGCAUUCAUCAAUGACUUUGCGAUACAUUUAUCGAUAAUUAUCGGAAAUAUUUAUCGAUAACUUAUAGAUACAUUUAUCGGUAUACGUUCAUAAAUAAUGUUCUGUAGUGUUUUGUAUGGUUCUAUCGAUAAAAUUCGCUAUUUCGUUAUCGCUUUAUUAAUCGACAACGCUAUAAGCAAAUUUUAAAAUAAUAUUACCUUUCUACUUUUAAUUUAGUAUUCUGCCGGCUCAAGGUAAUCUUUUAAAAAAUAAAUGAAAGCACAAGUUUUCUUGUUUAUUUUGUUUGCGAUAUGUUUCAGUAAAAUACUAAAUUAUUAUCGAUUUCUUAUCGAUAAGUAUAGUCCUUAUUUAGUUCGGUAUUUUUUUUAUGAUAUUUAUCGAUAUUUCGGUUUAUGUCAUUCACGAUAGCUGUUUGAUCGGGUUUGUAUUCACAUUCGCAUUCGUUUUCAAAUUUGCACUCAGAACAACUUAACAACAGUUUAAAACUUUACUCUUCUAAACACAUACACAUGUACAUAUGUACUAUGUAGGUAUGUUUCACAUCAAUAAUUUUUCUAACCGAGGCACGUACAAGCACCCCUGAGAGUCUUAGUCCACUUAGGAUUUCAACAUUUCGGUUUGAUGGGCUAUUUACACACACACACACUUACUUUUACACACACAGUCAGACAGACAUAAAAAAAAAACUAAGGGUGACUUUAAAAAUUUGCUGAGUGAGUGAAAAUCUUAAUCAACUGAUAAGAAAAGGAUCAUUUAUUACAAAAGUACUCAUAGCUCUACGCGUUCAAAUAGUAGCAUGGAUAAAUGUCGGUGCUUGAGUUUCGUAUAUGUAACUACAAACAUACAAAUAUACAUAUUUCAUGAAAUUAUUGUACAAGUAAGUAAGUAGGUCAAAAAUCAUAUCAUGGCAAUUCGCAAUGCAGUGAAAAUGAAAUUUUUACAGCAGACAGAAAGUUGUAAACUCAAAUUUAUGUAAAUAGCAAUAAAAAAAAGGAAACGUUAUAAAGGCGUAACAUUGUUGUAAUAAAUAAAAUGUAGAACAAAAACCCAAGCCAAACACAAAUUAAU
Messenger RNA from Rhagoletis pomonella (apple maggot), 7765 nucleotides. Its product is annotated as ras guanine nucleotide exchange factor B. Gene Ontology annotation, cellular component: nucleus; aryl hydrocarbon receptor complex. Gene Ontology annotation, biological process: regulation of transcription by RNA polymerase II. Gene Ontology annotation, molecular function: nuclear receptor activity; transcription cis-regulatory region binding. Lineage: Eukaryota; Metazoa; Arthropoda; Insecta; Diptera; Tephritidae. The transcript has 5 exons. The record is from RefSeq and is a predicted model, not a curated record. Bases 709 to 2394 code for a protein of 561 amino acids.